AUGUCACGUGCUGCAUCGAGAGUGAUAGGGAUUAAUUUGUUAGACAUUUUAUAUGAUUCUAAAUUUGUGAAGUUGCAAAGAAUUUUCCUCAGUGUUAAUCUAGUUAAUUUGAAUAUUUUCCUUCUGAGCCAAUUUAUCCUUAUAUAUCAAGAUCCACACAAUCUCUUAAAUGGUUCAGCGUUGCCGUUUUUUUACCUGUCAAUCUUUUAUGGCAAGUUGGUUUCGGUUUUCACCAGACGGGACGAUUUGUGCAGAUUGGUUUUGGAGUUGAAUAAAAUGUUUCCUAGGAGCAAAAGGGAUAAGUUUCUCUAUAAUUAUGGAUUCUAUGAGAAACGACUGAAAAUUGUGAUUUGGUUUCUUUUGGCUGCGAAUUCCUUUUCUGUUUAUACAUUCAUUUUGGCACCCUUGAUUCAAUCAUUUGUUCAUUACUACCAAUUUGGAAAAUUUGCGUAUCACAGUCCAACUCCCACUGGGAUUAAUGAUUUUCAGGAUAAGUGGCUUUGGAUAUAUUGCAUCGUUUACUUCCACCAAGCGUAUGCCAUUCAUGUAUGCAGCACGGGAAUUAUUGCUUCUGAUUUACUCCUGUGUCACCUUGUUUCCCUAUUAUGCAUGCUUUUCGAUUAUAUCGGCAAAGAAUUUCGAAAUUCGAAGCCUGAUUUCUAUCAAAGGAGACAUUUGAAAUCAACAAUAGAACUUCAUAACAAAAUUUUGAGGAUGAGCUCAAUCGUCAACAAAAUAUUUGGAAAUUCAGUACUUUUAAAUUUAGCGGCCUCCUCUUUCAACUUGUGCUUUCUUGGGUAUCAAAUUCUAUCCGAAGUUAACGGCCUUGAAGUUAUAGGUCGGCUGCUGCUAUUUGUUUCCCAAAUCUUUCAAAUUGCGUGCAAUUGCUAUUUGGGGACACAAUUAAUUGAGUCGAGUUCUAAUAUCAGCUUUUCUGCUUACGAGUUAUUCCCUAAUUGUAAGGAUGUUCUUUGUCAGAAAUCUUUACUUCUUGUUAUGGAGAGAAGUCAACGUUCGGCUGUUCUGAAUGCACCGAUGAUUUCGUCAAUUUCCAUGGAGACCAUGCAAAAGGUCCUAAGGACAUCUUUUCAAUUCUUCGCAGUUCUCAAUUCCGUGAAAAGAUAUACCUGAGUUGAACUUAAAGGAUGAGUAUACAAAUAAAAUUAUUAAAUAAUAAAUUAAAUUGUGGUGAAGGUAUAAUUAAGGGGUA
This is a messenger RNA of Hermetia illucens (black soldier fly), 1210 nucleotides long. RefSeq names its product odorant receptor 85c-like. Gene Ontology annotation, molecular function: olfactory receptor activity; odorant binding. The coding region runs from base 1 to 1131 and encodes 376 amino acids. The transcript is spliced from 5 exons. Gene Ontology annotation, cellular component: plasma membrane. The record is from RefSeq and is a predicted model, not a curated record. Gene Ontology annotation, biological process: sensory perception of smell; detection of chemical stimulus involved in sensory perception of smell. NCBI's taxonomy places the organism in Eukaryota, Metazoa, Arthropoda, Insecta, Diptera, Stratiomyidae.